This is a messenger RNA of Podarcis raffonei (Aeolian wall lizard), 1614 nucleotides long. RefSeq names its product vesicle amine transport 1 (gene VAT1). Bases 50 to 1288 code for a protein of 412 amino acids. Gene Ontology annotation, molecular function: oxidoreductase activity; zinc ion binding. Lineage: Eukaryota; Metazoa; Chordata; Lepidosauria; Squamata; Lacertidae. The transcript is spliced from 6 exons. The record is from RefSeq and is a predicted model, not a curated record.
GCAGCAGCAUCUGCGCGCCCGACGGCUCUCUGCCAGCUCCGAAGCUGCCAUGUCCGGGGAAGAGGCGGCCGGGGGCGACGCGGGCGCCCCGCAAAGCGCCACCGCGGCGCCACCCGAGCAGCAACAAGAAGCCACUCCGGCCGCGCAGCCCGCCGAGGAGGGCAAGGCUGCGGGGGCCCCGUCGGAGGCGGCGGCGGCUGCCGCUGCUCCCGGGCGCCAGUACCGGGCGCUGGUGCUGAGCGGCUUCGGCGGCUACGAGAAAGUGAAGGUGCAGACGCGGCAGCUGCCGGCCGCCGAGCCCAGCCCGGCCGCGGGCCAAGUCAGCGUGGAGGUGCGGGCCUGCGGGCUCAACUUCGCGGAUCUGCUGGCCCGACAGGGGCUGUACGACAGGAUGCCGCCGCUGCCCUUCAGCCCGGGCAUGGAGGCGGCCGGCACCGUCUUGGCCGUGGGCGAGGGCGUCUCCAGUCCCAAGGUAGGUGAGAAGGUGAUGGUGAUGGCCAGGUCGGGACUCUGGCAGGAAAUUGUGACCGUCCAAGCCAACCAGACAUUCCCCAUGCCGGAAGGGAUGAGUUUCGAGGAAGCAGCUGCCUUUUUGGUCAACUACAUCACCGCCUAUAUGGUCCUCUUUGACUUCGGCAACCUGCGACCCAACCAGAGUGUCCUGGUCCACAUGGCAGCAGGUGGCGUGGGGACUGCAGCCGUCCAGCUCUGCAAAACUGUGGAGAACGUCACCGUUUUUGGUACAGCUUCUGCCUCCAAACAUGAAAUGCUCAAGGAGAAUGGGGUCACCCACCCGAUUGACUACCGGACAGCUGAUUAUGUGGCAGAAGUCCGGAAAAUCUCCCCCAAAGGUGUAGAUAUUGUCUUAGACCCUCUGGGGGGUUCAGAUACCACAAAAGGCUUUAAUCUCCUGAAGCCAAUGGGAAAACUAGUCACCUAUGGUGUAGCCAACUUGGUAACAGGGCAGAGGAAGAACCUGAUGGCCAUGGCUAAGACCUGGUGGAACCAGUUCAGCAUCAAUGCCUUGCAGCUCCUGCAUCUCAACAAAGCCGUCUGCGGCUACCACCUGGGCUACCUAGAUGAGGAGGUGGAGCUAUUGACCAGUGUGGUGAACAAGCUGGUUGCCCUCUACAACCAAGGCAAAAUCAAGCCCAAGGUGGACUCCGUUUGGCCCUUUGAUCAGGUGGUAGAUGCCAUGAAGCAGAUGCAAGAGAAGAAGAACGUUGGGAAAGUUGUGCUGAUUCCCGAAGCACCACCGAAGGACGAAAGCAAAGCAGCAGAGAACUAAAGUGAAAGGCGUGGGUGGAUUGUCUGACCUCAGGUCCUCAUCUUGUUGUAUUUUGGGUUGUGUUAUUUUUUUUUUAUUUUUUAUUUUUAAACCUGUCCCCCUCCCCAUGUCUGACCCUUUGAUGGAAGUAGGAAUGGACAUAUAGAUCUCUCACUGCUGUUCAUGGAAUAAGUGGUGCAAGGACCGAAAAGACACAUGUAUUGUCGUCGGUUGGUGGCCUCUGGAGGCGAUGCAAGCUUCUGGGUUUCACAGAACGCUUUGCACCAUCUCUAAAGCAUUGGCCGGCCUCCUUUCAAAAGUAAAUAAAUAGAAAGAAAUCACAGAGA